Eruca vesicaria subsp. sativa (arugula) is the source of this 282-nucleotide messenger RNA. The record is from the annotation of a GenBank genome assembly. NCBI's taxonomy places the organism in Eukaryota, Viridiplantae, Streptophyta, Magnoliopsida, Brassicales, Brassicaceae.
AUGACAUCUAUACAAUUUUCUCAGGUCACAGGGCUUGUGUUGUCUAACGCAACUGCUCAUCCGUACACCAAUUCUGAUGCUCAUAAGGCAAGAAGGCCACUUUUUGUAAUACUUUGUGCUACUGGUCCUGAGCUCAUGGGAAGGCAGGUGUUAGCGUUACCUGACAACUAUUUCGACGCAAAUGGAGACAUAGGUGAUCAUUAUGAGAUGCCAACACCACAAUGUAUGCUUGAUAUAGUAGGGAAAACCCACAAGUUCAGAGUGAAGGUGAAGGACUGGUAA